AUGUCUGGCCCUGUUGCGGAUCUGGGCCUCAUCGGCCUCGCUGUCAUGGGACAGAACCUUAUUCUGAACAUGGCUGACAACGGCUUCACCAUCUGCGCUUUCAACCGAACCGUCUCCAAGGUCGACCGAUUCCUCGAGAACGAGGCCAAGGGCAAGUCCAUUGUUGGCGCCCACAGCGUCGAGGAGUUCGUCAGCAAGCUCAAGUCUCCCCGCCGUGUCAUGCUCCUGGUCCAGGCUGGCCAGGCUGUCGACGACUGGAUCGAGAAGAUCCUCCCUCUCCUUGACGAGGGCGACAUCAUCAUCGACGGUGGUAACUCCCACUACCCCGACUCCAACCGCCGCACCAAGUACCUUGCCGAGAAGAAGAUCCGAUUCGUCGGUUCUGGUGUCUCCGGUGGUGAGGAGGGUGCCCGAUACGGCCCCUCCAUCAUGCCCGGUGGUAACGAGGAGGCCUGGCCCCACAUCAAGGACAUCUUCCAGAGCAUCUCCGCUAAGAGCGAUGGCGAUGCUUGCUGUGAGUGGGUUGGCGACGAGGGUGCUGGUCACUACGUCAAGAUGGUCCACAAUGGUAUUGAGUAUGGUGACAUGCAGCUCAUCUGCGAGGCUUACGACAUCAUGAAGCGCGGUCUCGGCCUCUCCAGCAAGGAGAUUGGCGAUGUCUUCGCCAAGUGGAACAAGGGUGUUCUGGACUCUUUCCUGAUCGAGAUCACUCGCGACAUCAUGUACUUCAACGACGACGAUGGCACUGCCCUCGUCGAGAAGAUCCUCGACAAGGCCGGCCAGAAGGGUACCGGCAAGUGGACCGCCGUCAACGCCCUCGACCUCGGCAUGCCCGUCACUCUGAUCGCCGAGUCUGUUCUCUCCCGAUGCUUGUCCGCCAUCAAGGACGAGCGCGCUACUGCCUCCAACAAGCUUGAGUUCGUCAGCCGAACCACCAAGUUCGAGGGUGACAAGGAGCAGUUCCUCGAGGACCUCGAGCAGGCCCUCUACGCCUCCAAGAUCAUCUCCUACGCUCAGGGCUUCAUGCUUAUGCAGGAGGCCGCUCGCGAGUACGGCUGGAAGCUUAACAAGCCUUCUAUUGCCCUCAUGUGGCGAGGUGGCUGCAUUAUCCGAUCCGUCUUCCUUAAGGACAUCACCCACGCCUACCGCACCCAGCCUGACCUCCAGAACCUCCUGUUCGACGACUUCUUCAACAAGGCCAUCCACAAGGCUCAGCCCGGUUGGCGAGACGUUAUUUCUAAGGCUGCCCUCCUUGGUAUCCCUACUCCCGCCUUCUCUACCGCUCUGUCUUGGUUCGACGGUUACCGCACCAAGGACCUCCCCGCCAACCUUCUCCAGGCUCAGCGUGACUACUUCGGUGCCCACACCUUCCGCAUCAAGCCCGAGCACGCCAGUGAGAAGUAUCCCAACGGCCAGGACAUUCACGUCAACUGGACUGGACGUGGUGGUAACGUCUCCGCCUCCACCUACCAGGCUUAA
Messenger RNA from Fusarium coffeatum, 1479 nucleotides. RefSeq lists its product as uncharacterized. The transcript is spliced from 4 exons. NCBI's taxonomy places the organism in Eukaryota, Fungi, Ascomycota, Sordariomycetes, Hypocreales, Nectriaceae. Gene Ontology annotation, cellular component: cytosol. Gene Ontology annotation, biological process: pentose-phosphate shunt, oxidative branch; pentose-phosphate shunt. The record is from RefSeq and is a predicted model, not a curated record. Bases 1 to 1479 code for a protein of 492 amino acids. Gene Ontology annotation, molecular function: NADP binding; phosphogluconate dehydrogenase (decarboxylating) activity.